This is a messenger RNA of Anopheles merus, 4668 nucleotides long. RefSeq lists its product as uncharacterized. Lineage: Eukaryota; Metazoa; Arthropoda; Insecta; Diptera; Culicidae. The record is from RefSeq and is a predicted model, not a curated record. Gene Ontology annotation, molecular function: MAP kinase tyrosine/serine/threonine phosphatase activity; protein tyrosine/threonine phosphatase activity. Bases 1609 to 2913 code for a protein of 434 amino acids. Gene Ontology annotation, cellular component: cytosol; cytoplasm. Gene Ontology annotation, biological process: negative regulation of MAPK cascade; protein dephosphorylation. The transcript is spliced from 4 exons.
AAUCUUUCCAUUCAUUCGCAAAAAACCAAGCGUCCGCGUCGAUCCUAAACGCCACCGGAGAUCCGUAACAUUUUGUUCGUUCGGUUCGAUUUCUCGUUUCGGUUUGGGUGGAUGUUAUAGCAAACAGGCUACCUCCGGUUUCUGCUUUCUGGUUGGCGCUCAGUUCUGUUGUCCUCGUAGCCGUAUAGUUUGCCUUCCCUUUUUGGAUUACCAGCAACACCAGCCACCAGCCGAUAGACAGCGCGGAAACAAAUAUAUAUUUGACUUACUGUUCAUCUAUAAAGCGUUCGCCUAAGACGUGUGUUAUCAUCAUCACUCGCGAUUGUUCUGCGUUGUGCACCGAAAGUCAUCAACACCGCGUUGAACGAGUCACACAAGCUUGAGUGAAGUGAGUAAUCGAACGAAUCGAUUGCUGGAAGAAGAAAAAAAGCCCAAAAAGUGCGCUGAUGAUUCAUAGCCGUCUGCUUGCAGGCUGGAACCACAGUGGUGAUUCAGUUUUCAUCAUCCAUAGGCAAGUGGUUUCGAAGUAGGCGCGCGCACUAUUGUGUGUCGUGUCAGUGGAAGUGGAUCAUCGUAGCGAAGACGGCGAACGGAAACACGGCUGAAUCACGUCAGCUGAAGCAUUUUCCAUAGCAGUGCUGCUUUCCGUAAGAAAAGCGUGUAAAGAGUGAUUGGGUUGCCCUGUCGUAAGAUUCAUAUCCAGUAGGGGAAGAAGAAACACAGCACAAACCCUUGGCGGUUUAGCAGUAGCCCCGUGCAUGGAAUACACAGUGAUCCAGGGCUAGUACGAAGCAAGUUUCUUCUAGUGUCCGCACUGGGUUGUUGCGUUAACAACCUCGAUCGUGAAACAAACAAGUUCGCAGAACAGCGAAUACAAGUGAGGGAGGAAGAGUGAGAGGAGAGGUGGAUGCGAAAAAAAUACCUUACAUAACGAGGCUCUCUUAUAAUGAUGAGCGCACGCGAGUGCAUACUGCAGGUGUGAUUCAUUUCGGUUUCAGCAAGUCGGCAAUCUAGUGUAGAGAGGAGUAACACAAAACAAGAAGAAAAAGAAAAACAGCUGCCACUAUUGCGUGUUCUGCUAGUAGUCGUGUGCAAAUCGCAUCAACGCCAGUGCCUCCCAGCUGUAAAACCGUUCGGUGGCACAUCAUUCUUCGUACAAUUGGCGCUCGUUAAGCUGCGUAAGCUGCGCAAAGCGAAGCGAUCUGGCUAAGCAUCUACCAAGUCGCGAAUGUCGCAUCGUGGUAAUAGUUCGUUGUUCUUGACAUCCGCGAGUGAGUUCGGUGUUUUAUCGACCAAGUGUGGAUGUGUGUACGUGCCUAAAGCUCUUGUUGAAUAGUGACGUGAAAGUUCCCUCCCCUCCCUUCCCCCCGUAUCCCUCAAGAUCACCUGUUAGGGCCACCCCCUAGUAGUGCCUUGUCCACCCACCGGUGACCAUCAAGUGUAAAGAUAAAUACAAUCACCGCAACUGACAGGCGCCCCGGACCCAGCUGCCCGAGUGACGCCGACGACGACGAACCGCUAGCAGCGGGCGCAGCCUCAUCCGUCACGCCGGGCAGUACCGGGCGCAGCAGCAGCAGCACCAGCAACCCCUUCAAAACGUCCAGCAAAAUGAGAAUGAAACAUAAAUCGCCCUGCCUGAUGCUACGGUUUAUGCCGACAGACAAACACGCCAUCCACGGUCAGCACAAACGGCACAAAGAUAGUUGCGAUGAUUCAUCCAUUGCCUCCAGCACCCGAGUACCUCUGGCGCGCAGCUGCUCUAGUCCUGCGGUAGCGUAUGACAUCGAAUCGCACCCAGCAUCACACGUUUUCCCCCAUCUGCUGCUCGGCAACGGUCGGGACGCGAUCGAUCCGUCAACUGUCGGUGCAAACUGCGUACUUAACGUCACCUGCCAGCAGCCGAGUGGUCAGCUGAAGCCUGGCCUCAAGUACAAACAGAUCCCGGCCAGCGACACGCCGCAUCAAAACAUCAAGCAGUACUUCCAGGAAGCCUUCGACUUUAUCGAGGAAGCCCGGAAAAAGGGUUCGACCGUGCUGCUGCACUGUCAGGCUGGCAUUAGCCGCAGCGCUACGAUCGCGAUCGCCUACGUCAUGCGCUACAAGGGUCUGUCGCUGAUCGAGGCAUACCAGCUCGUGAAGCUUGCCCGCCCAAUCAUCUCUCCCAACCUCAACUUCAUGGGCCAGCUGCUCGAGCUGGAGCAAAAUCUAAUAGCGGAUGGCAAACUGGAACCGCCGCCACCGUCCCCGACGAUGGCUGCCCCACCGACCAGCCAGCCGCCGUUCUUCCUUAUCGAUAACUGCGGCAAGUUCAACCCGCUCAACGAAGAGGAGAUGGUGGCCACCCGCCGCCAGCUACGGUGUGCGGCGGCCGCCGCAGCAACCACGCAGGACGGGCUCACGGCCGAAGAGCCGGACACCCCAAUGGAGGGAGAUGCGGACGAUGAUUGCAAGAACAACAACAACCGUGACAGUGGAUGCAGUGUGGCCAGUUCGUCCUCAUCUGCCUCGUCCAGCUCCUCAUCGUCGCUGUCGACCGCCAGCUAUCGGUGCGGAUUCAACGGAGGUCGAUUUGUGCCACCACGGUUAACGCUGAAACUACCGACGUCACCGACGUCACCUCCUUCGUCCCCGUCGCCGCUAUCCGCGUCCUCCUCGUCUUCCGCGUCGUCGUCAUCCUGCUGCUCCACGUCCUCGCUGUCGUCCACGCCAUCGCCCACACUUGCCAUAUCGCCGACCAUGGGCGUACCGUUGACGAUGGGGGCUAGAAAGUUAGCGACCUUUAGCGUACCGCACCGACCAUCGAGCCUGGCGACAGGGCUGACACCGACGGCGACGGUACCGGGAUGCGGGACGCCAAACCCAUCAACCACCUGCCAUUCGCUGGAUGAUCAUCGCAACGCAAACGGUUCCUGAUGGGCUCGGAAACGGCGUAAAGCGUCCAAGCGCGGGAGAUAGUGAGAAUGGUAAAUGUGCACAACCGGCCGGUUUUGGGGAGCCGCAGCAGCAGUCAGUGUAUCAUUUGCUUCUCGUCCUUCUCGACAUCCUGUAAAUACAGUGUACACAGCAGUGCUGCACACAGAGGAAGGUUUAGUUUUGUACGGCUGCUAUAACAUAAUGCUUUAAAUACGGUGAACUAUGUGGGGAGCCACAAAGUCAAGCGUGUGAUAAAACUGGGAGAAGAUAACCACACCCCCCACUCUCCCAAUCCUACCCCGUUCCCUACGUUCUCACGUUAAACAGCGAUGAGUUGAAAAAGAGAUCACGGCUUGGGCAGCCUCAAUCUAAUCUGCUUUAAUUUCCUUAUUUUUAUGUACAUAGCUUCCCAGAUCGAUCUCGUCCGGUCGUGUCUAAUUCUAUUUUCUAUGUAAGCAAAAUCCUCCCUCCGUACUUUAUAAUUAGUGGAUGGAAAGCCCUACAUUGCUCUAGAGUUGAUUGCGCCAUUGCCUUAAAUCAGUACAACAGAGUUUUAUCAUUUCGGAUGUUUCGAUUUAUUUUUUUACUUCUUAAACUUCUUUUGAAAAAUAUCCUUCCCGUAUUCCACUCUAAUUUCAUAUCUGUAAAUGACCAAUCAUAUCCUGUUUCAAAGUCUUUGCGUUUUGGGCCAGCUUUUACCUAAUAGCCCAAGUGCAGCUCACGGUUAAAAGGCAAAUAAGGACAAAAAAACAAGCCAUAUCAUAAAAUGUAUGCGGCGAAACGUCAGCUCGCUUAAGUGUGCGCAUACCUGUUAAACGAUUCCUGUUAUACUGGAGAUAUAAAGUUGUGGAUCCACAGUUUGGGGAGCGUUACUUUAAAUUGGACGAAUAUGGUAUGAGUGCGUGCGUGUCAUAGAUAAAAGAAAGAGAAGUAUAUAUGAAUAUGAGAAGGAAAGAGAGAGAGAGAGAGAGAGAGAGAGAGAGAGAGAGCAACUCCCCCGUGUCAGAUGCAUUUAACUACGAAAGAAGCAGUACAAUAAUGUUGCACACAGUGAUCAUACACUCGGCUAACAACACAAAGCAUCAUCCGCGCGAAUGGCCCAGCACAACAGGAAAUGCAUUAGAUGGCGAUGAUAACUAUAUGACGGAAUCGACAAUAGAUAGCUUGUAUGUGUAGGGUAGGGAAUUGAAAUGUGCAGAAAACAGCAACACAACAAACAACAAUAUGCACGCACGCAUGCAUGCACGCACGAAUGUAGUUAAAUUAAACUUGUAAUAUAAAUGCGCGUACCUUAAAUUAGAUUUAAAUGGAUUUGAAAACACUAACGAGAGUUUAAAUAUCUGAAAAGAAAGCAAACAAAGAUGGGGCAGGCUGGACAGGAGGAUGGAUCGAACCAAUAUAGAACUAAAAGCGAGGAUAGUACAGUUAAGAUGUUUGAUGUGUGUGUGUAUGUGUGUGAUCCUUGUCAAAAUCUGCAACAAUACCUGCAGAAUGCAGAUGCACCAUGAUUGUGUGUGGGGUGCAGUUUUUUUCAGUCUCUGUUGUUUACUACUAUUCUUGUAAGAUAGAUGUAAAAAAUCCCACCAGACCAUAUAAUCGACCUGAUCGUCGUAAACAUGGUGAAAGCACAGGUGGGGUGUGGUGGUGGUGAUGAUGGAUGCUGCUGACGGGCGGGUUCAUAGUAAUAGGAUGUUUUUGGCAUGCAUGAUACUAUUGGUUGAUGGUUGAUGGCCAUCACCAUCGUAGCAUGAUGUG